Molecule: messenger RNA, 739 nt
Organism: Merops nubicus (carmine bee-eater)
Lineage: Eukaryota; Metazoa; Chordata; Aves; Coraciiformes; Meropidae
Gene: TGDS
Product: TDP-glucose 4,6-dehydratase
Exons: 8
Biological process (GO): nucleotide-sugar metabolic process
Molecular function (GO): dTDP-glucose 4,6-dehydratase activity
Source: RefSeq, a predicted model, not a curated record
UGCUUCACAUGUUGUAGUCUCUCUUGUGACAAACUAUCCACACUAUCUGAUUAUAAAUCUAGAUAAGCUCGACUACUGUGCAAGCUUGAAGAACCUUGAAACUGUCUCUGAGAAGAAAAACUACAAGUUUAUCCAGGGAGAUAUUUGUGAACCUGAUUUUAUAAAACAGCUCUUUGAAACUGAGAAAAUAGAUAUUGUCCUUCAUUUUGCAGCCCAAACACAUGUAGAUCUCUCAUUUUGGCGUGCCCUGGAGUUCACUUAUGUGAAUGUGUAUGGCACUAACGUGCUGGUUGCUGCUGCACAUGAGGCCAACGUGGAGAAGUUUGUCUACGUUAGUACAGAUGAAGUGUAUGGAGGCAGCACUGAUGGGGAAUUUGAUGAAUCCUCACCAAAACGUCCAACAAAUCCCUAUGCCUCGUCUAAAGCAGCUGCAGAGUGUUUUGUUCAGUCUUACUGGGAAAGGUACCAAUUCCCAGUUGUUAUCACACGGAGCAGUAAUGUUUAUGGACCACACCAGUAUCCAGAAAAAGUUAUUCCAAAGUUUAUAUCUUUGUUGCAACAGAACAGAAAAUGCUGUAUUCAUGGUUCUGGACUUCAAAGAAGGAAUUUCCUUUAUGCAACUGAUGUGGUCGAAGCAUUCCUUACUGUCCUGAAGGAAGGGAAGCCAGGUGAAAUUUAUAACAUUGGAACUAGCUUUGAGAUGUCCAUUGCCCAGCUUGCUAAGGAGUUAAUCCAUUUA